AUGUCAAGAACGAUCAAAUUGUCCGAUGGAAAAUCUAUUCCAGCCAUUGGAUGGGGAAAUGGUACAGGUGGACUCUUCGGUAACCAUGAUCCUGCUAUCACGAGUGGUGUGCAAGCUUUGAAAUCUGGCAUCUCUCAUAUCGAUACUGCAGAAGUAUACAAGACUGAACAAGCUACGUAUGAAGCGUUGAAACAGGCUGGCGUUAAAAGGGCAGAUGUCUGGAUCACAACCAAGAAUCUAUCUCCUGAUAUCGAGGUCGUUAAAUCUAAUGUGCAAGAAAGAAUCAAACUAUUAGGUUCCAAGCCUGAUCUCCUUCUCAUCCACUUCCCUACUGUGCCUCAACAGGGUACAACAAGCCAAUUUUGGACGAUCCUGGAAGAUCUAGUGUAUGACGGUACUCUCGAAGGAGUGAGUUUGGGAGUCAGUAACUUCCGACCUCAAGAUCUUGAGGAUGUGUUAAAAGUAUAG
Kwoniella mangroviensis CBS 8507 is the source of this 468-nucleotide messenger RNA. RefSeq lists its product as uncharacterized. Lineage: Eukaryota; Fungi; Basidiomycota; Tremellomycetes; Tremellales; Cryptococcaceae. Gene Ontology annotation, cellular component: cytosol. The transcript is spliced from 2 exons. Bases 1 to 468 code for a protein of 155 amino acids. The record is from RefSeq and is a predicted model, not a curated record. Gene Ontology annotation, molecular function: aldose reductase (NADPH) activity.